UAAAAUGAAGCAAGGUCUCCUUCCUAGCUUAGAAGAUCUGCUUUUCUAUACUAUUGCGGAAGGACAAGAAAAAAUACCAGUUCAUAAAUUCAUAACUGCACUCAAAUCAACAGGAUUACGUACAUCUGAUCCACGAUUGAAAGAGUGCAUGGAUAUGUUAAGACUGACCCUUCAGACAACUUCAGAUGGUGUUAUGCUGGACAAAGACCUUUUUAAAAAGUGUGUACAAAGUAAUAUUGUGUUGCUUACUCAAGCUUUCAGGAGGAAGUUUGUCAUUCCAGAUUUUAUGUCGUUUACUUCACAUAUUGAUGAGUUAUAUGAAAGUGCUAAAAAACAAUCUGGAGGAAAGGUUGCUGACUAUAUUCCACAACUGGCCAAGUUCAGCCCUGAUUUGUGGGGUGUGUCACUUUGCACAGUGGAUGGACAGAGGCAUUCUGUUGGCGAUACCAAAGUUCCGUUUUGUCUUCAGUCCUGUGUAAAGCCUUUGAAAUAUGCUAUUGCUGUUAAUGAUCUUGGCACAGAGUAUGUGCAUAGAUAUGUUGGUAAAGAACCUAGCGGACUGAGAUUCAACAAAUUGUUCCUGAAUGAAGAUGACAGGCCUCAUAACCCUAUGGUGAAUGCUGGAGCAAUUGUGAUCACGUCUUUAAUCAAGCAAGGAGCAAAUAAUGCAGAAAAAUUUGACUACGUGAUGCAAUUCAUGAAUAAAAUGGCUGGUAAUGAGUAUGUUGGAUUCAGUAAUGCUACGUUCCAGUCUGAAAGAGAGAGUGGAGAUAGAAACUUUGCAAUCGGCUAUUACUUGAAAGAAAAAAAGUGCUUUCCUGAAGGCACGGACAUGGUUGCUAUACUAGACUUCUAUUUUCAGCUUUGCUCAAUAGAAGUAACGUGUGAAUCGGCAAGUGUGAUGGCAGCAACUCUGGCUAAUGGUGGCUUUUGCCCAAUCACUGGUGAAAGAGUACUGAGUCCUGAAGCAGUCCGGAAUACCUUGAGUUUAAUGCAUUCCUGUGGCAUGUAUGACUUUUCAGGGCAGUUUGCCUUCCAUGUUGGUCUUCCUGCAAAGUCUGGAGUUGCUGGUGGGAUUCUUCUGGUUGUUCCUAAUGUCAUGGGCUUGAUGUGCUGGUCACCUCCUUUGGACAAGAUGGGCAACAGUGUUAAAGGAAUUCACUUUUGUCAUGAUCUGGUUUCUUUGUGCAAUUUCCAUAACUACGAUAAUUUGAGACACUUUGCAAAAAAGCUUGAUCCUCGCAGAGAAGGUGGUGAUCAGCGGCAUUCCUUUGGACCAAUGGACUAUGAGAAUCUCCAGCAAGAACUUGCUUUAAAAGAAACAGUAUGGAAAAAAGUGUCACCUGAAUCAAACGAGGACAUCUCCAGAACCGUAGUGUAUAGAAUGGAAGGUCGGGGAGAGCAAAACUAA
Pelecanus crispus (Dalmatian pelican) is the source of this 1411-nucleotide messenger RNA. The record is from RefSeq and is a predicted model, not a curated record. Lineage: Eukaryota; Metazoa; Chordata; Aves; Pelecaniformes; Pelecanidae.